ACGCGGAAGAUGGCCGCCUUUCCCUGGCAUUCAAGAUAUAGAAAUUACAAAGCUGAAUUUGAAUCAUGCAGGCUAGAGACUGUGCCACUGGACUUUGGGGAUUAUCAUCCGUUGAAACCCAUUACGGUCACCGAAUCAAAGACAAAGAAAGUGGGGAGGAAAGGAAGUACUUCCUCAACUUCAUCUUCCUCUUCCAGCUCCAUGGUAGACCCCUUGAGCAGUGUCCUGGAUGGCACUGACCCACUGUCUGUAUUUGCAGCAACAGCGGAUCCAGUGAUGGCCACCGCUAGUUUGGACAGUUCAAGGAAGAAACGGGACAGAGAUGAUCAUUCAACUGUGGGAGUUGAUUUUGAACCAUGGUCAAGCAAAAGGGGUGAAAUUCUUGCUAGGUACACAACAACGGAAAAGCUCUCUAUUAAUCUGUUUAUGGGAUCAGAAAAAGGUAAAACAACAUCCUCUGCAUCUGCAGUGUCCGAGAAGGUGAGGACUCGCCUGGAGGAACUGGAUGACCUUGAAGAGGGGUCCCAAAAGGAGCUGUUAAAUUUGACCCAGCAAGAUUACAUGAACCGAAUUGAAGAACUCAAUCAGUCUUUGAAGGAUGCUUGGGCCUCAGACCAAAAGGUCAAAGCCCUAAAAAUAGUCAUUCAGUGUUCAAAACUUCUCUCGGAUACAACGGUAAUCCAGUUCUACCCAAGCAAAUUUGUCUUGAUCACCGAUAUACUUGAUACAUUCGGAAAAUUAGUGUACGAACGGAUUUUGUCCAUGUGUGUGGAGAAUCGCAAUGUCUUACCAGAUCAUUUUUCUCCAGAGAAUGUAAAUGACAUAGCCAAAGAAACCUGCCUAAACUGGUUCUUCAAGAUUGCCUCCAUCAGGGAACUCAUCCCCAGAUUCUAUGUGGAAGCAGCCAUCUUGAAAUGCAACAAAUUUCUGUCCAAAAUAGGAAUUUCAGAAUGUCUCCCUCGGCUCACAUGCAUGAUAAGAGGGAUUGGCGAUCCAUUGGUUUCAGUUUAUGCCAGAGCAUAUCUGUGCAGGGUUGGGAUGGAAGUUGCUCCAAAUCUCAAAGAAAGCCUAAAUAAGAAUUUCUUUGACUUCCUUCUUACAUUUAAGCAGAUUCAUGGGGAUACAGUCCAGAAUCAACUUGUGGUCCAGGGCGUGGAAAUUCCACUGUACCUAACUUUGUAUUCUCCUGCUAUAGAUUGGAUUUUGCAGUGUGUUUCUUACCACGCUCCUGAGGUUCUACUUACGGAGAUGAUGGAGAGAUGCAGGAAACUGGGGAACAAUGCUUUGCUGUUGAAUUCCGUGAUGUCAGCAUUCAGAGCUGAAUUUAUUGCUCUGAGGUCUAUGGAUUUUAUUGGCAUGAUUAAAGAAUGUGAUGAAUCUGGAUUCCCCAAGCACCUCCUCUUUCGUUCUCUUGGAUUGAAUCUGGCUUUGGCCGACCCUCUUGAGACUGAUCGACUUCAGAUAUUAAACGAAGCCUGGAAAGUCAUCACGAAACUGAAGAAUCCGCAGGACUAUAUAAACUGUGCUGAAGUCUGGGUAGAGUAUACUUGCAGGCAUUUCACGAAACGUGAGGUUAAUACUGUUUUAGCAGAUGUCAUCAAACACAUGACUCCAGAUCGUGCAUUUGAAGAUGCAUAUCCACAGCUUCAUUCAAUAAUUAAGAAAGUCAUCGUCUACUUCCAUGAUUUUUCUGUGCUUUUCUCCGUGGAGAAGUUCCUGCCGUUUCUGGAUAUGUUCCAGAAGGAGAGUGUCCGAGUGGAGGUUUGUAAGUGCAUUAUGGAAGCUUUUAUUAAGCAUCAGCAAGAGCCCACAAAAGAUCCUGUCAUCCUGAAUGCCCUUCUGCAUGUUUGUAAGACGAUGCACGACUCUGUAAAUGCCCUCACCCUUGAGGAUGAAAAACGAAUGCUGGCAUCUCUCAUUAAUGGAUUUAUAAAAAUGGUUUCAUUUGGCCGUGAUUUUGAGCAACAGCUGAGUUUUUAUGUUGAAGCCAGGUCGAUGUUUUGCAGUUUGGAGCCUGUUCUUGUCCAACUGAUUCAUAGUGUGAACCAGCUGGCGAUGGAAACGAGAAAAGUAAUGAAGGGAAACCAUUCUAGGAAGACAGCUGCAUUUGUCCGGGCUUGUAUUGCCUUCUGCUUUAUCACCAUUCCAUCCCUGGUUGGCAUCUUCACCCGGCUCAAUCUCUACUUGCAUUCUGGUCAGGUUGCCUUGGCAAACCAGUGCCUUUCCCAAGCCGACGCAUUUUUCAAAGCUGCAGUGAGCCUUGUUCCCGAAGUCCCUAAAAUGAUAAGUAUAGAUGGAAAGAUGCGGCCCUCGGAAUCAUUCCUUCUGGAAUUCCUCUGCAACUUCUUUUCCACUUUAUUGAUAGUUCCAGAUCAUCCAGAGCAAGGUGUUCUGUUUCUUGUGCGAGGGUUGCUAAAUGUAAUCCAGGACUACACUUGGGAAGAUAACAGUGAUGACAAAAUCCGGAUUUACACCAAUGUUUUGCAUCUCCUUUCGGCAGUGGGCCAAGAGACCUACAUAUACCAUGUAGACAAAGUCGAUUCCAAUGACAAUCUCUACGGUGGAGACGCGAAAUUCCUGGCUGAAAAUAACAAACUCUGUGAGACGGUGGUCGCACAAAUCUUGGAGCACCUCAAGACUCUGGGAAAGGAUGAGACUCUGAAACGCCAGAGCGUGCUGGCUCUGUCCUUCUUCAACAGCAUCUUAGCUCACGGUGAUCUGCGGAACAAUAAGCUCAACCAACUGUCAGUUAACCUCUGGAACCUCGCUCAGAAGCAUGGCUUCGCGGACACCAAGACCAUGGUGAAGACUCUGGAAUACAUCAAAAGACGAAGCAAACAGCCAGAAAUGAGUCACUUAACCGAACUGGCCCUGAGACUUCCUCUGCAGACGAGGACCUGAGAACCUCUGCCUCUUUCUUUCCUUCACCCUGUGCCCGGAGGCCCCAGAGCGUGGAUCGUGAAGUGGGCGCUUUAUCCUGGAACCUCUUUGCAAUUCAUGGUGUUUUCCUUGUGAGCAUCCCUUAUCGUAGAACAGAUCAGUCUAGGCCUUGGCCUGUGUCCAAAUCAAUCUGAAGAUGGAGAGGAAUUUCUAAGGCAUGUUGGGACGUAAAAAUCAGGCAACUACAGACUGCAUCUGUAAGUUCCUGUUUUGCCAGUUACCUUUCACACCUACAAAUGAACCUGAUGUCGAGCCUUUAGAAGUGGUAGAAUUGAAGACUAUAAAUGUUGUAACCCUCAGUACUUCCUUUUCCCCCAAUUACCUUUUGCUUUACGGAAGGCCGAUAGUCCGCCAAGAUACAGCACUUCCCUUUCACUUUUUUUGUUUUUGGAAUCCUGGAGUGGAAUUGAUAGAAUUUAAGACUAUAAAUAAAUGUUGUAACCCUCAGUACUUCCUUUUCCCCCAAUUACCUUUUGCUUUACGGAAGGCCGAUAGUCCGCCAAGAUACAGCACUUCCCUUUCACUUUUUUUGUUUUUGGAAUCCUGGAGUGGAAUUGAUAGAAUUGAAGACUAUAAAUAAGUGUUGUAACCCUCAGUACUUCUUUUUCCCCCAAUUACCUUUUGCUUUACGGAAGGCUGAUAGUCCGCCAAGAUACAACACUUCCCUUUCACUUUUUUUGUUUUUGGAAUCCUGGCGUGGAAUUGAUAGAAUUGAAGACUAUAAAUAAGUGUCGUAACCCUCAGUACUUCCUUUCUCCCCAAUUACCUUUUGCUUUACGGAAGGCCGAUAGUCCGCCAAGAUACAGCACUUCCCUUUCACUUUUUUUGUUUUUGGAAUCCUGGAGUGGAAUUGAUAGAAUUCAAGACUAUAAAUAAAUGUUGUAACCCUCAGUACUUCCUUUUCCCCCAGUUACCUUUUGCUUUACGGAAGGCCGAUAGUCCGCCAAGAUACAGCACUUCCCUUUCACUUUUUUUGUUUUUGGAAUCCUGGAGUGGAAUUGAUAGAAUUCAAGACUAUAAAUAAAUGUUGUAACCCUCAGUACUUCCUUUUCCCCCAAUUACCUUUUGCUUUACGGAAGGCCAAUAGUCCGCCAAGAUACAGCACUUCCCUUUCACUUUUUUUGUUUUUGGAAUCCUGGAGUGGAAUUGAUAGAAUUGAAGACUAUAAACAAGUGUUGUAACCCUCAGUACUUCCUUUUCCCCCAAUUACCUUUUGCUUUACGGAAGGCCGAUAGUCCGCCAAGAUACAGCACUUCCCUUUCACUUUUUUUGUUUUUGGAAUCCUGGAGUGGAAUUGAUAGAAUUGAAGACUAUAAAUAAGUGUUGUAACGCUCAGUACUUCCUUUUCCCCCAAUUACCUUUUGCUUUACGGAAGGCCGAUAGUCCGCCAAGAUACAGCACUUCCCUUUCACUUUUUUUGUUUUUGGAAUCCUGGAGUGGAAUUGAUAGAAUUGAAGACUAUAAAUAAGCGUUGUAACCCUCAGUACUUCCUUUUCCCCCAAUUACCUUUUGCUUUAUGGAAGGCUGAUAGUCCGCCAAGAUACAGCACUUCCCUUUCACUUUUUUUGUUUUUGGAAUCGAACUAGUACAGAACCGUUAAGUCUCUCUUUCUAAAGCUUGAUGCCAUUAUACGUACCGACGGUAAAAUAAUCCAUUCGUUAGAAAGCUGCCCCUCAGAGAUUGUGAUGAUGCGGCUCUCAGAGGCCUAUUAGCAACAAUUUGUCACACAAGAGACGAGGAGGAAACGUUAGAAUGAAGCUCACUGUACCUUUAAUGAAAAGUUAUCACCGAAUAAACCCGCACUGGCUGCA
Tachyglossus aculeatus (Australian echidna) is the source of this 4751-nucleotide messenger RNA. RefSeq names its product VPS35 endosomal protein sorting factor like (gene VPS35L). Gene Ontology annotation, cellular component: endosome. The coding region runs from base 10 to 2901 and encodes 963 amino acids. The record is from RefSeq and is a predicted model, not a curated record. The transcript is spliced from 31 exons. NCBI's taxonomy places the organism in Eukaryota, Metazoa, Chordata, Mammalia, Monotremata, Tachyglossidae. Gene Ontology annotation, biological process: endocytic recycling.